This is a messenger RNA of Kwoniella shivajii, 234 nucleotides long. RefSeq lists its product as uncharacterized. The transcript is spliced from 3 exons. Lineage: Eukaryota; Fungi; Basidiomycota; Tremellomycetes; Tremellales; Cryptococcaceae. The record is from RefSeq and is a predicted model, not a curated record. The coding region runs from base 1 to 234 and encodes 77 amino acids.
AUGAAAGCUAUCCUCGCCACCGCCUUUUUCGCCCUUGCCACCGGGGUAGUCGCCGACAACUUUGCAAACUUCUUCGUGGACGAGAGUUGCAGCGAAGACGGCUCGAUCGGUUUCGAGCUCAGCAACCCUGGAUGUUUCGCUCAAAGCGGCAUGCACUCGGUGUACAUCCCCAACAACGGUAUACCUUGGACUCAGUACUACUGCCUCGGUGGAUGCGACGAGAACAACUGUUAA